GGAUAAAUCAUGUCGCGCAUGCGUUCACUGAUACAUUAGCCACAUCUUCUAUAAACAGUAAAACGCGAGCGCCUGUUGCUUCUAGUCUCACUCGACAUCUCGAGUUGUGCGGCACUUUGUUAGAAAAAAAAAAGAAAUCUCAGUGUUCAUUAGUUUCUCUUAAAAUAAUCAAAAAAAAUUUAAGACAAAAAAAAACCGUGGAAAAAAAAUUGUUCAAAAAGAAAAUUUUUUACAAGUGCUAGGAUUUUUCUUUUUUUUUUGAAAAAAAAAGAAAUUUUUAUUUUGCAAUUGGAUGCUGCUGGACCAAUUGUUAAAGUUGGGAAAUUUUUUUUUUUUGAAAAAUUAUCCCUUUGAAAACUUUUAACAAGAAAAUAAAUUGUUAUUUUCAAAAAACAUCUAAGUUUCAUUUUUUGGAAAAUAAUUAUUAGAGAAAAAAAAAUUGUUAUCGAAAAAUAUCGAAUUACAAUAAUAAUAAUUGGAAACCGUUGAAAUUUAAAAACAAAUCAUAAAAAUUGAUUCAAAUUUUGUGCGACAAAAUUGAAAAUUUAUUUUCAAAGGAGAAGAAUUUAUUAUAAAAAACAUAAAACUGGGAAAUAAUUGAAAAUUAUUUCUCAAGUGUGAUAACAAAACAAAAAAAAAAUUGUUUUCUUCCAAAUGACUAAAGCCAACGACGAAGAAAUGAAGGCAAAUAAAGCAGCGACAAAAAUUCAAGCUGGAUUUCGUGGUUAUCGUGUACGAAAACAAUUGAAAGAAUCAAAUAAGAUCAAUAAUGACAGUGAUUAUGAUGAUGUAAUGAGUAAUUCCUACAGUCCACCAUCAUUAAAGUGUUGUGACGAUUUAAAAAAUUCAUUAGAAGAAAAAUCGGCAACAAAAAUUCAAGCUGGAAUACGUGGAUUUUUAGUACGCAAACGACAUCAACAGGAGCAACAAGCGGCAACGAGAAUUCAAGCUGGUUUUCGUGGUUUCCGCACGAGGAAAUUAUUAAAGCAAAAGGGACAAUGAUAUUUCGCCCAAAAAAUGCUCGAGAGAAGAAAAAAGCUGAGAGAGAUUAAAAAGGACUCGUCAAAUAAUAAUAGUAAUAAUAAAAUAAGUUUCGUCUCAUUGUGGAAUAAUUAUCCAUCAAUUUUUCAAGAGGCUAUUUCAUCAGAUUGAGAUAAAAGAUGAAACUUCCAUUUUCAUAAAUAUUCAAAAAAAAAGAGCCAAACUGAAGAAUAGGACGUAGAUCUUCAUUGCAGCUGAUGACAUUGACACAGUUCGAGAGUGCGUUGGGGAAGCCAUCAUCUUCUGUUUACCACGUGUAUUAAAAUGCACUUGGUAAACAGAAGAUGAUGGCUUCUUUAAAAAAUUUAACUUCGAGGGACCACGUGAAUCUCAAUCUCUUCAUUGACACACAUACACACACGUCUCAUAUUUUAUAAUUUCAAGUCAUUAUUCAUUUUAUCAUAUUAUUAUAUUAAUAAUAAUUUUCAUCAUAAAAUCUCAAAAUAUUAUCAUUUUCAAUAGAACAAUAAAUUCUUUCAUACUACUUUGAUACUAAGAAAAAAAGUUUUAAAUAUUUGUAAAAAAAAUAUGUUUUUUACUAUAUAUAAAUAUAGAAAAAAAAUUUUAAUAUCUGUUUUAUCUGUUAUGAAUAUAGUUUAUCUAUAUAAUAUAUAUUAUAAAUUUAUUAAUUAUUAAAUUAAUAAUUUUCCCCAUAAAUACAUAUUUUACUAACUGUUAAAUUUAUAAAAAAGAAAACAAAUUCUUUGUUUAUAUAUAUAUAUGUAUAUGUGAGAUGUAUGUAGGUUGAGACGUAUUUUUUGUUUUUGUUUUUUUUGGGGAAAUAUUUUUAGACGCACAAAAUCAAUUAAAGAUUUUUAUAUAACGUUAAAAAGGGAUUUCACUUUGCCCUAGAAAGUAGUAAUAUUUCUUGAAAAAAAUAAUAUAUUUUAUAAAUAUUAUUUAUUUGUAUAGAAAAAAUUAUUUAGGGCUCAAAUAAAUUUUUAUUCACGUGUUAAGACUUGUAUACAUCUCCUCUAAUUAUACGAGUAAUCGUUACUACACUUGUUAUGUAUAUUUCACAAAAAAAAACAUCCAUUCUAUACUUGUUAAAAAAAAUAAAGCCAAAACUUAUGUAUUUUGUCUAAAAAAAAACUGCUUUUUAGAUUAAAAACAACUUUAAUUUUUUUUUCCGAAUGAAAUAUUGUAGUGUUAACAAGUUUUUAAAUUAAAAACACGAAAAUUGUGCCUUGAACGUUUUUAGUUUUUAGAAUCAUUUUUUUUUUAAUUAUUCCUCGUGCAUUUUUAAUCGAGGAUGAAAAUUUUUUAAUGACAUCGAACCACCAACAUGUAUAAAAAAAAUCGUAUGUUUCAAUUAUAGCUAUUAUUAUUAAAAAAAAAAUAUAUAUAUAUAAAUAAUUAUUCUUGUGAUAGUCUUGAAGGAAAUAAAUAUUUGUUGAUUUAUAAUUAUUAUUAUUCGUGUUAAUAAUAUUAUUAAUUAUCAUUAUAAUAGUCUAUAUUGUAAUUAUAAAUUACCUAACGCAGUGUAUGUUAAGAUAUUUCUGUAUUACUAGAUUUAUGAAAAAGUCACUAUUAUCUCAAUCUUGUAAAAAUUUUUUAAAAAUAUUUCUGAAUUCAAAAUAUUUUACUCUUAAAUAUUUUUAUUUUAUUCAAAAUUGUAUUGUAUUUUUAAUUAUAUUUUUCAUUUUUUAUCAUGCUUUUGUAAAAUAUAUUUAUUUUUUAUAAUGUAUAAUUUAUUAUUUUAUGAAAUUAAUUUUUGAUUGUAUAAAAAAAAGUACACAUUUAAUUUGUAAAAAAUAUUGAUUAAUUUAAAAAAAUACAUUGAUAGUGAUUGAGCUUUUUCUGACUGAAAUCUUAAGUAUUCGACUUUGUACAUAUACUUUUCUAUUAUUAUUAUAAAAAAAUUCGCAAUAAAGUACGUAAUCCUCCUUU
This is a messenger RNA of Leptopilina boulardi, 2931 nucleotides long. RefSeq names its product abnormal spindle-like microcephaly-associated protein homolog. The coding region runs from base 655 to 1002 and encodes 115 amino acids. Lineage: Eukaryota; Metazoa; Arthropoda; Insecta; Hymenoptera; Figitidae. Gene Ontology annotation, molecular function: calmodulin binding. The transcript is spliced from 2 exons. The record is from RefSeq and is a predicted model, not a curated record.